AAUUGAGCAACAACUGGUAGCUGAAAUAAGCUAAAUAGCUGCAUGGGACAGAUGUAGUUCUUGAUGAAUAUGUUUUUUCAGAAGUGAUGGGUUAAGCCCAAGUGCAUAUUCAUUUCUGUGAAAUUGACAUUUAUGGAUUGUUUCAUCUAUCAAAUCAGCACUCAGAGUUGAUUUGGUGUGAUCGAAUGGUCUCAAACUUGAAGUAAUCCAAAUUGCCACUUACAUUAUGAUGCAACCUUGCAACCUUGUUUGUCCAUACCUUGAAAGGUUCUGAUUUGGGCUGGUAGAGUGCUAGCCGAGGCUCAUUAAUACGCCAAGUUCGGCUCUGCUGUGGAGCCAGUCGGUACCAGUAAACAGGGAUUACACCUAAUUGCACAAGGGAUGAACCGAGCUGGUAACAUUAGAGUUCAAUGAAAGCCGCUUCUGUUCGCUGAAUGUGUAUGAUACCACGUGAACGAUAAUUCGGCAUCAGCAAAAAUCAAGUCCAUGGCUGUUCUCAAAUUCCAAAUGUUUACCCCAAUUCCUGAACUUCACUUAAUUUUAAUAAUGAAACAAAUAUAGUACGGAUAUUUUCAGUAUAAAACGAAUAAAUUUGCUGAGUUUGCUGCACGCCAUCCACACCAAGCCAUCCAUCGAUUCAAGAGACUGCCAAUUUUUUUCUCGUGGAGACCUCCUUGCUUUAAAAGAAAUAAUUAAGACUUGCAAUUUAGGUUAUAGUACUCGAGGAAAUAGAGGUUAGUGAAAGUGAAAAUGCUCCCAGGCUUACCACUGGCAAUGUCAUCGUGGCAGACGUACACUGAAUUACACUGCAUAUUUUCCACACUCCAAUUACAAUCACAAAAUGUCAUUGCUAUCCACUACUCAUCUCAGUCGCACAGCAUAUCUUCUGCUUGCUACCCACAACCCCCCCGGAGACUCCUCUAUAUAUAUUUUCAAUUAUUGCAGAGCUGCAUUCUCAAGAAUGCGCCCUCACAAGGGAAAAAAAUUCACUCUUUCAUCACUUACAGGCGAUUUGCAUUUGCUACACGCACACCUUUUCAGAAUACGCUUAUUAACAUGUAUGCCAAGUGCGGACGUAUGGUGGAUGCUCGGAAAGUGUUUGACCACAUGAAAGAACGAGACAGUGUCUCAUGGAAUACGAUUAUUGCAGCAUACCGAAGACAUGGGUUUCCUCAGGAAGCAGUAACACUGUUUCACCAAAUGCAACAGAAAGGUUUCCAACCGGAUAAAUUCACAUUUUCCAGCGUACUCCCAGCCUGUGCCAAAUUGGGAGCUUUGGAACAGGGUAUGGACAUACAUCAAAGCAUAAACGAUAGAGGAAUUUUGACAAAUGUAGUAGUUGCAAGCGCUCUAAUAGACAUGUAUGCAAAAUGUGGAAGCAUGCACAAGGCACGUGAACUGUUUGACGGAAUGCCUCAAAAAGAUGUCGUCUCAUGGAAUGCAAUGAUUGCAGGAUAUGCACAAAAUGGGCAUGCUGAAAAGGCUUUAGAAACUUUCAAGCAAAUGCAAUCGGCAGGUGUAAUGCCAGACAUCGCAGCUUUUGCCAGUAUCCUCCCAGCCUGUGCCAAAAAGGGAGAUACGGUACAGGGUUUAGGCAUCCAUCAAAGAAUAAUGGAGGGGGGACUUUUUUCGAAUGUCGUAGUUGCAACUGCCCUGGUAGACAUGUAUGCAAAAUGUCGAAGUAUAGACAAGUCACGCAAACUGUUUGACAAAAUGCCUCAAAGAAAUGUAGUCUCAUGGAAUGCUAUGAUUGCAGGAUAUGCACAAAAUGGUUUUAUUGAAAAGACCUUUGAAACUUUUAAGCAAAUGCAACUGGCGGGUAUAAAGCCAGACUCCUCGACCUUUGCCAGCAUCCUCCCUGCCUGUGCUCAAAUGGGAGCCUUGAGACAGGGUACAGCCAUCCAUCAAAGCGUAAUUGAAAGUGGUUUUUUUUCAGAUAUUAUAGUUGGGAAUGCUCUAGCAGAUAUGUAUGCAAAAUGUGGAAGCAUAAACAAGGCAUGUGAACUUUUUGACAGAAUGCCUCGAAGAAAUGUCAUCUCAUGGAAUGGAAUGAUUGUACGAUAUGCACAACAGGGGUUUGUUGAAAAGGCUUUAGAAACUUUCAAGCAAAUGCAAUUGUCAGGUGUAAAGCCAAAUUCGGCAACCUUUGCUAGUAUCCUCCCAGCAUGUGCCAAAAUGGGAGCUUUGGAACAGGGUAUGGACAUCCAUCAAAGCAUAACAGAAGGGGGAUUUUUUUCAGAUGUUGUAGUUGCAACUGCCCUAGUAGACAUGUAUGCGAAAUGUGGAAUUUUAAACAAGGCACGUGAACUAUUUGAAAAAAUGCCUCAAAGAAAUGUGGUCUCAUGGAAUGCCAUGAUUGCAGGAUACGCACAAAAUGGGUUUGUUGAAAAGGCUUGUGAAACAUUUAAGCAAAUGCAAAUAGUGGAUGUAAAACCAGACUCAUCAACCUUUGCCAGCAUCCUCCCCGCCUGUGCUCAAAUGGGAGCUCUGGAACAGGGUGCAGCUAUCCAUCAAAACAUAAUUGAAAGUGGAUUGUUUUCAGAUAUUAUAGUUGCAAAUGCUCUAGUAGAUAUGUAUGCAAAAUGUGGAAGCAUAGACAAGGCAUGUGAACUGUUUGACAGAAUGCCUCAAAGAGAUGUCAUCUCAUGGACUGUAAUGAUUGUAGGGUAUGCACAAAAUGGGCUUGUUGAAAAGGCUUUAGAAAUUUUCAAGCAAAUGCAAUUGGCAGGUGUAAAGCCAGACUCCACAACCUUUGCCAGCAUCCUCCCUGCCUGUGCCAAAAUGGGAGCUUUGGAACAGGGUAUGGACAUCCAUCAAAGCAUUAUGGAAGAGAGAUUUUUUUCAGAUGUUGUAGUUACAACUGCUCUAAUAGACAUGUAUGCAAAAUGUGGAAGCAUAGACAAGGCACGUGAACUGUUUGAUAAAAUGCCUCAAAGAAGGGUGAUCUCGUGGAAUGCCAUGAUUGCAGGAUAUGCACAAAAUGGAUUUUCCAACGAUGCUAUCAAAAUCUUUGAAUUAAUGAAGCACUCUGGAACAUAUCCCGACAUUAUAAGCUUUUCUUGUAUUUUAUUUGCAUGCAGCCAUGCAGGUUUAGUAGAUGAGGGUUGUACCUACUUCAAUCACAUGAGUAAUUCUUAUUGCAUUACACCCACUGUUGAUCAUUAUGUGUGCAUGGUUGACCUUCUUGCCCGUGCUGGCUAUCUUGAGCACACCCUAAACUUCAUCAUUAAAAUGCCAGUUAAAUCUGUGGUGGUUGUCUGGAUGUGUUUUCUUGGUGCCUGCAGAUUACAUAUGAAUUUAGGGUUAGGAGUAUUUACUGCGACCCUGCUUUUUGAUUUGGAUCCUAAAAGUACUGCAACUUAUGUCCUCCUCUCAAACAUCUAUGCAGAAGCGGGCAGGUGGGGUGAGGUUCAAAUGGUAAGAAGAUUGAUGAAAGAUAGAGGAAUUAAGAAGAUCCCCGGAUGUAGUUGGAUUGAAGGCCAUAAAAAGGUACAUGUUUUUGGUGUAGGAGAUAGAUCACACCCACAAACACAGGAAAUCUAUGAAAAGUUGGAGAAGUUGGAUUGGGAGAUGAAGAAAGCAGGGUAUUUUCUAGAUUCAAGACAUUCACUGAAUGAUGUGGAAAAGGAGGAAAAAGAAUUAUUUGUCUGCUACCAUAGUGAAAAGUUGGCAAUAGCUUUUGGUUUGUUAAACAUGCCCCUUGGAACAACUAUUAGAGUUGUUAAGAACCUUCGAGUAUGUGUAGAUUGUCACACUACAACGAAAUUUAUUUCCAAGAUUGUUUCUAGAGAAAUUGUUGUAAGAGAUGCAAAUCGUUUCCAUCAUUUUAAACAGGGACAAUGUUCUUGCGGAGAUUAUUGGUGAUGCUCUGAAAAAUAUGUUUGUACUAUAAUAAUGUGCAUGGUAUUAGAUGUGCAGUAAUAAUGAAGGGACAAGGUUUCUUGA
Molecule: messenger RNA, 3945 nt
Organism: Cryptomeria japonica (Japanese cedar)
Lineage: Eukaryota; Viridiplantae; Streptophyta; Pinopsida; Cupressales; Cupressaceae
Product: pentatricopeptide repeat-containing protein At3g12770
Exons: 2
Coding region: 751-3864 (1037 amino acids)
Biological process (GO): RNA modification
Molecular function (GO): zinc ion binding; protein binding; RNA binding
Source: RefSeq, a predicted model, not a curated record